Messenger RNA from Ochotona curzoniae (black-lipped pika), 4404 nucleotides. RefSeq names its product integrin subunit beta 1 (gene ITGB1). The coding region runs from base 101 to 2497 and encodes 798 amino acids. Gene Ontology annotation, cellular component: integrin complex; focal adhesion; cell surface. Gene Ontology annotation, molecular function: collagen binding involved in cell-matrix adhesion; laminin binding; fibronectin binding. Gene Ontology annotation, biological process: cell migration; cell adhesion mediated by integrin; integrin-mediated signaling pathway. NCBI's taxonomy places the organism in Eukaryota, Metazoa, Chordata, Mammalia, Lagomorpha, Ochotonidae. The transcript has 16 exons. The record is from RefSeq and is a predicted model, not a curated record.
AACCGCCGCCCGCCGCGCCCGGGAGCCUGGAGAGGGAAGCCGAGCCACGGGAGCAGCAGGCCCAGGCCCAAGGCGCAGGCCCGGACGCCUCUCGGAGAAGAUGCAUUUACAACUGAUUUUCUGCAUUGGACUGAUCGGUUCGAUUUGCUGUGUGUUUGGCCAAACAGAUGAAAAUAGAUGUAUAAAAGCCAACGCUAAAUCCUGUGGAGAAUGCAUACAGGCAGGCCCCAAUUGUGGGUGGUGCACGAAUUCGACCUUUCUACAGGAAGGAAUGCCUACUUCUGCACGGUGUGAUGAUUUAGAGGCCUUGAAAAAGAAAGGCUGCCAUCCAGAUGACAUAGAGAAUCCCAGAGGUUCCACAGCCAUCAAGAAAAAUAAAAAUGUCACCAACCGUAGCAAAGGAACAGCAGAGAAGCUGCAGCCUGAAGACAUCACGCAGAUCCAGCCCCAGCAGCUGGUUCUGCAGCUGCGAUCAGGAGAGCCACAGACGUUCACGUUGAAGUUCAAACGUGCGGAGGACUACCCUAUUGACCUGUACUACCUCAUGGAUCUCUCCUACUCCAUGAAGGACGACCUGGAAAACGUCAAGAGUCUGGGGACAGAUCUGAUGAAAAGGAUGAGUUCAGUGACUUCAGACUUCCGAAUCGGGUUUGGCUCCUUUGUGGAGAAAACCGUGAUGCCUUAUAUUAGCACCACACCUGCUAAGCUCAGGAACCCUUGCACGAGUGAGCAGAACUGUACCAGCCCCUUCAGCUACAAGAACGUACUCAGCCUCACAGAGGACGGAGCAGUGUUUAACAGGCUUGUCGGGCAGCAGCGUAUUUCCGGAAAUCUGGACUCUCCAGAAGGUGGCUUUGAUGCCAUCAUGCAAGUUGCAGUGUGUGGGUCACUGAUCGGCUGGAGGAAUGUCACCAGGCUGCUGGUGUUCUCCACGGAUGCCGGCUUCCACUUCGCUGGAGAUGGGAAACUUGGCGGCAUUGUUUUACCCAACGAUGGACAGUGCCACCUGGAAAACAACAUGUAUACCAUGAGCCACUAUUACGACUAUCCCUCUAUUGCUCACCUCGUCCAGAAACUCAGCGAAAAUAACAUCCAGACCAUCUUUGCCGUUACUGAAGAGUUUCAGCCUGUGUACAAGGAACUGAAAAACUUGAUCCCCAAGUCAGCAGUGGGAACGCUGUCCGCAAACUCCAGCAACGUCAUCCAGCUGAUCAUCGAUGCCUACAAUUCCCUUUCCUCAGAAGUCAUUUUGGAAAACAGCAAAUUGCCAGAAGGAGUAACCAUAAAUUACAAAUCUUACUGCAAGAAUGGGGUGAAUGGCACAGGGGAUAAUGGAAGAAAGUGCUCCAACAUCUCCAUUGGAGAUGAGGUUCAGUUUGAAAUCAGCAUUACUUCAAAUCAGUGUCCGAAUAAGAAUUCUGAAACCAUUAAAAUCAAGCCUCUGGGCUUCACUGAGGAGGUCGAGGUGAUCCUUGAGUUCAUCUGUGAGUGCGAGUGCCAGGACGCAGGCAUCCCUGCCAGUCCCCAGUGCCACGAUGGGAAUGGCACGUUCGAGUGUGGGGCCUGCAGGUGCAACGAGGGCCGUGUUGGCAGACAGUGUGAGUGCAGCACGGACGAGGUGAACAGCGAGGACAUGGACGCCUACUGCAGGAAGGAGAACAGCUCUGAGAUCUGCAGCAACAAUGGGGAGUGCGUGUGCGGGCAGUGUGUCUGCCGCAAGAGGGACAACACGAACGAAAUCUAUUCCGGCAAAUUCUGCGAGUGUGAUAACUUCAACUGUGAUCGGUCCAAUGGCUUGAUUUGUGGAGGAAAUGGUGUCUGCAAGUGUCGCGUGUGCGAGUGCAAUCCUAACUACACCGGCAGCGCGUGCGACUGUUCUCUGGAUACGACCUCUUGCAUGGCCACAAACGGGCAGAUCUGCAACGGCCGGGGGAUCUGUGAGUGCGGCGUCUGCAAGUGCACGGAUCCCAAGUUUCAAGGGCAAACCUGUGAGAUGUGUCAGACCUGCCUGGGCGUCUGUGCUGAACACAAAGAAUGUGUUCAGUGUCGAGCCUUCAAUAAAGGAGAAAAGAAAGACAGGUGUGCCCAGGAGUGUUCACAUUUCAACAUCACCAAGGUGGAAAAUCGGGACAAGCUGCCGCAGCCCGGCCAGGUGGACCCCCUGUCCCACUGCAAGGAGAAGGACGUGGAUGACUGCUGGUUCUACUUCACGUACUCGGUCAACGGCAACAAUGAGGCCAUCGUUCACGUCGUAGAGACUCCAGAGUGUCCCACUGGUCCUGACAUCAUUCCAAUCGUAGCUGGUGUGGUGGCCGGCAUUGUCCUCAUCGGCCUCGCGUUGCUGCUCAUUUGGAAGCUGCUGAUGAUCAUUCACGACAGAAGGGAAUUUGCUAAAUUUGAAAAGGAGAAAAUGAAUGCCAAGUGGGACACGGGUGAAAAUCCUAUUUACAAGAGUGCUGUGACAACUGUGGUCAACCCAAAGUAUGAGGGCAAGUGAGCUGCCCUGCAGACUCCGAGCACUGAUGUAGCUGUCUUCCUAGUCACAGUGUAGUCGCUCUAGGGCAGUAGCGCCAUGGUUUUACCCAAGGGCAGGAUUUGAAAAUGUACAGUAUGUAUAAUUUUUAAGGAUUUUUAUUAUUUCGAAAUAAUGUUCUAAUGCAUGCCAGGGACUGACAGAGACUUGAGACAGGGUGUUAGCCUUGUCAGCUAAGGUCACAUUGUGCCUUCUGACUUUUUCCUCCUGGACUGCUGAAAUCACGUUGCCACUGCGUUGGUGAUGCUUGUGGGGUCAUUGGAAGGGCGAGGGGCAGGGGAAUGCGCAUGGGGAGAAUUUCUGUUAAUCAUGUGUUACAGUGGAUUUUUUAACUUGACAGAUAUGUCCAUAUUCAGUUCUACAGAUUCCCAAAAGUAAAGGUUCCACUAGCUAGUUUAGGAUUAUUUAAAAAGUGUUAUUUUGCCAUUUGCCUUUUAUUACACGCCUGAUGACAUAUCUGAAAGACAAGUGUGUUGGGAGUUCCUGAGAUGAAACAGCGUUGAGAUGGUUGAUCUGCAAAGGCCAUGGGGAAGGUUCAGAGAUUUAGGAAGGAAAAACCAAUAGCUUUAAAACCUGUGUGCCAUUAUAAGAGUUACUUCGUCGUGGUAACUUUUAUGCCUUCUCUUUAAAUUCCAGCCUUGGAUAAGAAUACUACAGCUUUUGGCUUACCCAUCCUUGGUUUAGCACUGUACACACAGGCCGUAAUUUACAUAGCAUUUGCUCAAGGGGGAUAUUUUGCAUUGAAUUUUAUUUUGUUAUUUUGUUUGGAGCCUGGUGCUUUUUAUCUCCUUUUCUAAUCUGAUGCUUAUUUGUUUCCAUGUCAGGUAAGAUUUCCUAUCAAUGCGUUUCCUUUGAAACAUUAGGUGUAAUUUGCUUUUCAGUAAACUUGUGAUGUCCUCCUGUGGCUUGUGGGACAGUCCCCCCCAUACAAGCCUUACUUACCUUUGGUUAGUGCCACAGGGACCACCCCACCUGUAUUGUGCUUCUCACAGCUUGAGUUGCCCCUCACACCUUAUUUUAAGUGCCUUUUAAUUUUAACAGAUCACUUUUUACAGUGCUAUUUUCUGAAGUUAUUUAUUAAAUAAAAAAGCCUAAAAUACUUGAAUUGAAUGUUUUGGCUCUAUGUUGUUAUAUUUUAUGUCAAUUCAUAGGUUGAAAAGUUGAGGAAUAGUAUUUCUGACUGGUUAGUUUCCUGUGCGACACUUAAUCCUCAGUUGUCAAGAGAUACGAGCCACAGACAUGGAGCAGCGGAUGUAGCAAUAUACAGACCCUGAGACUGUGGCCGGCCGGGCUGCCCGGAGGCUGCUGGACAGCUCCUGGCGUGCUGCUGUGGGGAGCGGGCUAACUCUGUGACAUCCCUGCAGAAGUGCAGGCUCAUUUUAUUUCACACGGAGAUAAGAUUGUCACUCUUCUGACAAGGAAAUUUAGGGGAAAAAAAUGUAUUUUCAAAUUGCUUUGGUUUAUUUAUGUUUGAAAGUAUGUAUCCUUAAAAACACAUUCGCUUGAAGCUUAUUGCUGGAACAGCAGGAGUCCGGAGGGUGGGGACGAAGAUGACACAUGGAAUGUUCUGGCCUUGCCGGCAUCCGACAUCUCUGUCCACUGAGCUUCUUUGUAUGUAUCCACUUGAACAUUCUUUUAACUAAAGCAUUUUAGAGGUUAGAACAUCACAUUUUUGCAAGUUGGUAAUUCUGUGAGAAAAAUGACAAUCUUAUUUAUAUCACUCUGUAUCAGCUUGUCUUCCAUAAAUCUCUGCUUCUGCUUAGCUUUAUUCAGUUUAUUCUGCUCAAGGUAUAAUCACCUAAAUUGACUUAUGUAUUUCUGCUCCAGAGCUCUGAUCUAUAACAUUUUAAAAUAAAUAGUAUAAAACUGAA